Oryctolagus cuniculus (rabbit) is the source of this 4708-nucleotide messenger RNA. The record is from RefSeq and is a predicted model, not a curated record. Lineage: Eukaryota; Metazoa; Chordata; Mammalia; Lagomorpha; Leporidae.
CAUAAAAGGGAGGGGAGAGCAGCCCUGCCGUCUUCAGCUGGAGCUGCCGGGUGGACAGAGCCUCUCCCUCCUUGCCGUCGCCUUCCCGCGUGGGAGAACACAAGAUGUCCCUUGUUGCGGUGCCCUUCUACCAAAAGAGACACAAACACUUCGACCAGUCCUACCGAAACAUCCAGACCAAGUACCUGAUGGAUGAAUACACAGCGAAGAAGCGAGCGUCCACCCAGAUGUCCACCCACAAGUCUGCGUCCACCCAGAUGGCCACCCACAAGUCAGCUUUGCAGAAAGCCUCCAGCCAGACGUCCUCUGGGGGCACAACCUGCCGGCUGUGUGCCAAGCGGCUGAGUGCGGCAGAAGAGGAGGAGCAGGAGAGCAAGAACAGGUACCGCUCCCUGGUGGCUUCUUACGGCGAGGCCAAGCGGCAGCGUUUCCUCAGUGAGCUGGCCCAGCUGGAGGAGAGUGUCCACCUGGCGCGUUCCCAGGCGCGCGACGUGGUGGACAAGUACGCCCUCCAGCAGAUGGUGGAGGACAAGAUGGCCUGGGAGAGGCACGUGUUUGAGGAGCGGCUGAGCCGGGCGCCGGAGAUCCUGGUGCAGCUGAGGUCCCACACCGUCUGGGAGAAGAUGUCCGUGAAGCUCUGCUUCACCGUGCAGGGCUUCCCUACGCCCGUGGUGCAGUGGUACAAAGACGGCAGCCUGAUCUGCCAGGCGGGGGAGCCCGGCAAGUACAGGAUCGACAGCAAGUACGGCGUGCACACGCUGGAGAUCAGCAGGGCAAGCUUUGACGACACGGCCACCUACUCCGCAGUGGCCACCAACGCGCACGGGCAGGUGUCGACCAACGCCGCGGUGGUGGUGCGGAGGUACCGAGGCGAUGAGGAGCCAUUCUACUCCGUGGGGCUCCCGAUUGGAUAUGUGCUGGUCAAGGAGUCCAAGUGGACCCGGAUGUUCUUCGGCGAGGGCCAGGCCUCGCUGUCCUUCAGCCACCUGAACAAGGACGACGAGGGCCUGUACACCCUGAGGAUCGUGUCCCGCGGCGGUGUCAGCGACCACAGCGCCUUCCUGUUCGUCAGAGAUGCUGACCCGCUCGUCACAGGGGCUCCCGGAGCUCCCAUGGACUUGCAGUGCCACGAUGCAAACCGAGACUAUGUCAUCGUGACCUGGAAGCCGCCCAACACGACCACGGAGAGCCCCGUCAUCGGCUAUUUUGUGGACCGGUGUGAGGUGGGAACUAACAACUGGGUGCAGUGCAACGAUGCGCCUGUGAAGAUCUGCAAGUACCCCGUGACGGGCCUCUACGAAGGCAGGUCUUACAUCUUCCGCGUGCGGGCCGUCAACAGCGCCGGCAUCAGCCGGCCUUCCCGGGUCUCGGACGCCGUGGCCGCCCUGGACCCCGCGGAUCUCAGGAGGUUACAGGCCAUUCAUUUGGAGGGGGAGAAGGAGGUUGUGAUCUACCAGGAUGACCUUGAAGGCGACGUUCAGGUUCCAGGGCCUCCCACCAAUGUGCACGCCUCGGAGAUCAGCAGAAACUACGUGGUGCUCAGCUGGGAGCCCCCAGUGCCCCGGGGCAAGGAGCCGCUCAUGUACUUCAUCGAGAAGUCCGUGGUGGGCAGUGGCAGCUGGCAGCGAGUCAAUGCGCAGACGGCCGUGAGGUCCCCUCGGUACGCGGUCUUUGAUCUCGCUGAGGGGAAACCCUACGUGUUCCGGGUGUUGUCAGCCAACAAGCAUGGGCUCAGCGACCCGUCGGAGAUCACAUCUCCCAUCCAGGCUCAGGACACGAUUGCGGUCCCUUCUGCUCCCGGCCGGGUGCUGGCUUCCCGAAACACCAAGACGUCGGUGGUGGUGCAGUGGGACAGGCCGAAACACGAGGAGGACCUGCUGGGCUACUACGUGGACUGCUGCGUGGCGGGCACCAACGCGUGGGAGCCGUGCAACCACAAGCCCAUUGGAUACAACAGGUUCGUGGUGCAUGGCUUGACGACCGGGGAGCAGUACAUCUUCCGGGUGAAAGCCGUGAACGCCCUGGGCACCAGCGAGAACUCCCAGGAGUCUGAGGUCAUCAAGGUGCAGGCCGCCCUGACUGUGCCCUCCCAUCCGUACGGGGUCACGCUGCUGAACUGUGACGGCCACUCCAUGACCCUCGGCUGGAAGGUGCCCAAGUUCAGCGGCGGCUCGCCCAUCCUGGGCUACUACGUGGACAAGCGCGAAGUCCACCACAAGAACUGGCACGAAGUCAACUCCUCCCCGAUCCAGGAGCGGAUCCUGACGGUGGAAGGCUUGACAGAAGGCUCAUUCUAUGAGUUCAAGAUCGCUGCCACCAACUUGGCUGGGAUUGGGCAGCCGUCUGACCCGAGUGAGCACUUCAAGUGUGAGGCCUGGACAGCACCAGAACCCGGUCCAGCCUAUGACCUGACAUUCUGCGAGGUCAGGGACACGUCCCUGGUGAUGCUGUGGAAGGCCCCCGUGUACUCGGGCAGCAGCCCUGUUUCUGGAUAUUUUGUGGAUUUUAAGGAAGAGGAUUCUGGAGAAUGGAGCACCGUGAACGAGGCAGCGACUCCGAAUCGUUACUUGAAGGUCUCUGACCUGCACCAAGGUCGAACCUAUGUCUUCCGCGUGCGGGCGGUGAACGCCAGCGGUGUGGGGAAGCCCUCGGAUGUGUCUGAGCCGGUGCUGGUGGAGGCCAGGCCAGGCACCAAGGAGAUCAGUGCUGGCGUCGACGAGGAAGGCAACAUCUACCUGGGCUUCGACUGCCAGGAGAUGACGGACGCGUCCCACUUCACCUGGUGCAAGUCCUACGAGGAGAUCGCCGACCCCGAGAGGUUCCACGUGGAGACCAAGGGCGACCACUCCAAGCUCUACUUCAAGAAUCCAGACAAAGCCGACUUGGGGACCUACUCUGUGUCGGUCAGUGACACGGAUGGCGUGUCCUCCAGUUUUGUUUUGGACGAAGAAGAGCUUGAGCGACUGCUGGCCCUGAGCAACGAGAUCAAGAACCCCACAAUCCCUCUGAAAUCAGAGUUAGCUUAUGAGAUCUUCGAUAAGGGCCAGGUGCGCUUCUGGCUCCAGACGGAGCCCUUAUCCCCAGACGCCAGCUUCCGCUUCGUCAUCAACGACAGGGAAGUGUCUGACAGUGAGACACACAGGAUGAAAUGUGACAAGGCGUCCGGCAUCAUCGAGAUGGUGAUGGAUCGCUUCACUAUUGAGAAUGAGGGCACCUACACCGUGCAGAUUCACGAUGGCAAAGCCAAAAACCAGUCUUCCCUGGUCCUCAUCGGAGACGCCUUCAGGAAGGUGCUGGAAGAGGCUGAGUUCCAAAGGAAAGAAUUCCUCAGGAAGCAAGGCCCUCAUUUUGCUGAGUACCUGCACUGGGACGUCACAGAGGAGUGUGAGGUCCGGCUCAUCUGUAAGGUUGCGAACACCAAGAAGGAGACGGUGUUCAAGUGGCUCAAGGACGACGUUCUGUACGAGACGGAGACGCCGCCCGACCUGGAGAAGGGCGUGUGCGAGCUGCUCAUCCCGAAGCUGUCCAAGAAGGACCACGGCGAGUACAAGGCGACCUUGAAGGACGAGAGAGGUCAGGACGCGAGCAUCCUGGAAAUAGCGGGCAAAGUGUACGAGGACAUGAUCUUGGCCAUGAGCAGAGUCUGUGGGAUGUCGGCUUCUCCCCUGAAGAUCCUCUGCACCCCGGAAGGGAUCAGGCUGCAGUGUUUCAUGAAGUACUUCACCGAGGAGAUGAGAGUGAACUGGUACCACAAAGACGCCAAGAUCUCGUCCAGUGAGCACAUGCGCAUUGGGGGCAGUGAGGACAUGGCCUGGCUGCAGAUCUGCGAGCCCACGGAGAAGGACAAAGGGAAGUACACUUUUGAGAUUUUCGACGGCAAAGACAACCACCAGCGCUCGCUCGACUUGUCGGGACAAGCGUUCGACGAAGCCUUCGCAGAGUUCCAGCGGCUCAAGGCUGCGGCGUUCGCAGAGAAGAAUCGCGGCAAGGUGAUUGGCGGUUUGCCCGACGUGGUGACCAUCAUGGAAGGCAAGACCCUGAACCUGACCUGCACGGUGUUUGGGAACCCCGACCCCGAGGUGGUGUGGUUCAAGAACGACCAGGACAUCGAGCUCAGCGAGCACUUCUCCGUGAAGGUGGAGCAGGCCAAGUACGUGAGCCUGACCAUCAAGGGCGUGACCUCCGAGGACUCGGGCAAGUACAGCAUCAAUGUCAAGAACAAGUACGGCGGGGAGAAGAUCGACGUCACCGUCAGCGUGUACAAGCACGGCGAGGCCAUCCCCGAGGUGGCGCCGCCCCAGCAGGCCAAGCCCAAGCUCAUCCCCGCGUCCGCCUCCGCCACGGCCCCGUAGGGCGUGGAGAGGCCCUGGUCCCGGUGCCGCGUGACAGCAGGCCACGGGCCACCGCCAUGCUUCUAGGUUUUGCGUUUGAUUUUCGUUUUACGCCCGUCUGUUUGCCCCAGGCUCUGUACCCAUGGUUCCUGGCGGAACGCGGGGCCUGAGCUCAGCGCCCGGCUCAUGGCCGCGUGGGGGCGACUCUGGGCUGUGCAGUGCGUGGCUGAGUGUGCCAAGCCGCCGUCCACCCCGGGCAGCUGCGAAGGCCCACAGUGGCCCUCGGAGCAGGCACUAGCCGGUCACACGUGUGUCUCCUGCUGUAGGCUAAUAAAGCAUCACAAGGCGCCGGGCUGUGGUGUCCCCAGCCCUCACUA